CUAGUAUUAAGGAAUACGAAAUUAGGAAAAAUAUCGUUCUUUCAUUCAUGAUACACCAAAUGUCACUAAUACAUAGAGAUGAACGAGGAGGAAUAUUUAUCUGCUUUAGAGAAAGCUAAAGACCUUUUUCUUGAAAAAUGUAACGCUGUGAAAAAACUGAAAGAGGAGAAUGAAAAAAUUGCCACAAAAUACAGACAGCUGGAAACUGUAAAGAAUGACCUUCUGAUUGAAAAUGAAAGACUGCUUGAGAGGUCAAAAAAAGCUGUUGAAAAUCUCGAUAAAGCUACAGAAGAGAUAAAAAGAUUAACUGAAAAACUAAGAACAACAAAGAGAUUUGUUAAGUUCUAUCUAACAGAGCAGCUGAAGAGAAUGAAAGAAAUCGAAAUGAAGGGAAAGUACAAUUUGGACAGUUUUUCCUAUCUUGUUGGGGAUAUUGGAAUGAGUUUUUGUGAUGCAAUAAUGAAUGAAAGCAACAAUAAUCACAAUGAGACAUGCAACAAGCAAACUUUCAGGAAGUUAACCUGUGAUAAAGAAACAAAAUUACUGUACAAUAACAAUGCUGAUGUGGAUAAGACAACAUUUGAAGGAAUGAAAAAUAACUCAAAUGAUGAAUGGGAUAAAAUAACUAUCGAAAAUCAGACAACAUUCAACAAAAACUUAGAAACAAAAACUUCAAAGACUCCAAAAGAUCCAGAUGUAACCUUUUACGAUCCCCUGAGUUCCCCAUCUCAAUCAAACACACAGCGUGAGCCUUAUAAAAAGACAUCAGGGCAAAGGACUUUAACAAAGAAUGAAAUAGUCAGUCAUAACCAAAAUACUAGCUCCAUCUCAAAUCUCAGCUUGAACAUAUCUUCACCAAUUGGUCCACCAUCCAAGACCAGUACACCUCAACACUGCUUAAUAUCACCCCUCAAUUCACCACCAUCCUCUCCGUCAAUAUUAAGGCAGUUAGAUAAUGAAGGAACGGAAUGCAAACUCUCAACUUCGUCACCAGACCAUUUAUCACAACAAACCCAUUCCCCUUCAACAAAUUUUACAAAUGUGAUUUCAACUGCAACUCAUUGUAUGACUAAAGCAGAUGUUGUACCUUUGAUGUCAUCUGAUGAGAGAAUAGCCAAGAGAAAGCGAAACGACUCUCUAUUCGGUUCGUUACUGACUUCAUGUCAUUUGGAAACAUCAACUAAUGAAACGGGGAAUUCUAAAUCGAUUGAAUCAAAAACGAAGCAAUUGAAAAUGGAAGUCACUGAAAAUCGUCCGAUUGUAAAUAGUUCGUUGGAGGUUAUUGUCGUGGAUGAAAUCGACUUCCUUGAACCCACGGACGUAACAGAAAAGGCUAGCAUUUGUUCUGCGACCGAGAAAAAGACAAGUUUCAACUCAAGUAGUCUUCUCUUCCCAUCACCACAGCCAAAUCCCAGUCCAGUAGCGACUAUUGACAUUUGUAAUGAAGAUGAUGAAGAACGAAAUGAAAUAACUGAGCCGAAGAUUGCUUUGAAUUUUAAUCUUGGUUUGAGUGAAAACGUAGAGACGAAUGCCCUGAAAAGUGGAUCAAAUGCGAAUGUUGCACAAUUCAAACAUAAAGAAGUUGUAAGAGGUAAAGAUAAGAGAGCGAAGCUGAAUGGUUACUUCUGCGAAGAUUGUGAGAAGUACUACGGUAGUCUGAAGUUGAGUGAAUCAGAGAUGCAGGAGAGACUAAACGCCUGCUCAAGACAUCGUGCUCGCUUCUCCCCGGGACCAAGCACGCCCGAACAUUUUUGGGAUGUUGACUUCAUGAAUACCCACGAAUAUGUGGAGCGAGGUUUCAUGAGGACUGGUGCAGACCUUCCGCCUGAGAAACGACAACUUAACAGUCGCAGAUUAAAGUUGGGAAAGCAGCACUAGACAAUAAAAUAGAUAAUUUGCAGAGAUUUACAAUCAGCCGUUCCAAAGUUUA
Xenia sp. Carnegie-2017 is the source of this 1930-nucleotide messenger RNA. RefSeq names its product DNA endonuclease RBBP8-like. Gene Ontology annotation, molecular function: flap-structured DNA binding; single-stranded DNA binding; double-strand/single-strand DNA junction binding. The transcript is spliced from 11 exons. The record is from RefSeq and is a predicted model, not a curated record. Gene Ontology annotation, cellular component: site of double-strand break. Lineage: Eukaryota; Metazoa; Cnidaria; Anthozoa; Malacalcyonacea; Xeniidae. Gene Ontology annotation, biological process: double-strand break repair via homologous recombination; DNA double-strand break processing involved in repair via single-strand annealing. Bases 79 to 1878 code for a protein of 599 amino acids.